UGGGAGAGGGGAGGGCAGGCAGGGUGAGUGUGCCCCACAGAACCUGGGAGAGGGGAGGGCAGGCAGGGUGAGUGUGCCCGGCAGAGAGGCUGGGAGAGGGGAGGGCAGGCAGGGUGAGUGUGCCCCACAGAACCUGGGAGAGGGGAGGGCAGGGAUUGUGAGUGUGCCUGGCAGAGAGGCUGGCUGGUCUCCUGCGUGGUCCUCCUGGCUGUGACAGAGGAUGUCUCAUCCCUGCUGAGCGUGUCGAAGACGAGGAUGGGUUUUGUUCAUGUCAUGGACCCGAUGCCCCUCUGCCUGUCCCCUCGGAUGCCCUCUUCGUGCUCAAGGUGCGUUGUGGCCCAUUCCAGCCGUGCCUCAGCAGGCUGGGAGCACUGGGGCAGGUGGGGCACAUCCGCAGCUCCCAGUGCCCGGGCACCCUGCACGAUCUGCAUGGCCCCACAUUCAAUAACACGCUGGGGUGUCUGGGGGGCAGCUGUGGGGUCCGGUGUGUCCAUCCUCUGCUGCAGCCGGGACCCCGCCAGGAGCGGGGCUGUCCCGGAGGUCUCUCGGAGGGCCCUGCGCACUCAGACCUCCCCACCACGGCGGCACCGGAAGCCUGCUGGGCGUUUCUGCGGGGCUGCAAAACACUCCUCGGUGCCAAAGGAUGGCACGGCUGAGCAGAGCGAGAGUGCGGGGCACAACGGGAAGCGGCGUGGGGUUGGCGCUGUGCCAGCGGCUGCUGGAGGAGGAUGGCCGCAUCCACCUCUGCAUCGCCUGCCGCAACGAGCAGAAGAGCGAAGCCACGCGGGACCUCAUCCUGGCCACCCACCCCGCCGCCCAGGUGUCCACCGUGGAGAUGGACCUGGGUAACCUGGCCUCCGUCCUGCGGGCUGCCCGCGAGCUCCGCUGCAGGUUUCAGCGCCUGGACUUUGUCUACCUCAACGCUGGGAUCAUGCCCAACCCGCACGUGAACUUCAAGGCUCUCUGGCAUGGUCUCCUCACCGGCAAGCUGCUCCACAUGCUGACUACUGCAGAAGGUGUCAUGACCCAGACGGACAGGCUGAAUGGAGAUGGGCUUCAGGAGGUGUUUGCUACCAACCUCUUUGGACACUUUAUGCUGGUUCGUCAGCUUCAGUCUCUGCUCUGCGGUAACGAGAAGCCCUCCCGACUCAUCUGGACCUCCUCCAGCAAUGCCAGGGAGUCUGCCUUCAGCCUCUCUGACUAUCAGCAUGCCAAGGGGCAGGAAUCAUACAGUUCCUCUAAAUAUGCCACUGACCUGACAAGUGUGGUUGUGAACAGGAAAUUUAAUGGCCAGGGUCUGUAUUCCAGUGUUGUUUGUCCUGGGCUUGUCAUGUCCAACAUGACCUACAGAAUUUUGCCCAUUUUUCUGUGGAAGUUGCUAAUGCCCAUCAUGUGGUUGAUCCGAUUUUUUGCCAAAACUUAUACUCUGACACCCUAUAAUGGAGCAGAAGCUCAUGUGUGGCUGUUCAAACAGAAGCCAGAGUACCUGGAUUCUCUUGUCAAAUACCACAGCUGUACUUCUGGACUGGGGAGAUGUUAUGUGGAGCCUCGAAAGAUGGAUGUGGAUGAAGACACUGCUGAGAAAUUGUACCAGAAGCUGUUGGAACUGGAGGAGCAGACUCUAGAGAAAUACCAUGAUCUCUUAGAUUAAGUAAAGCCAGUCUCAGUGGGGUGAAAGUCUUGUAUCAGUAACAUGGGAUUUCUUCCUUCUGGUGCUACCUGUGUUGCCAGCUCUUCUGCAGGCACACAGCUUCAGACACAAUCUUCCUUCUCGACAGAAGGUGAACAGUUCCUGAAGAUGGAAGUGUGAAAACUGAAGAGAAAUACUUAGACCUUUUGCUAUAGGAUUUUUCUUUUGCAAUAAAACUGGAGACCUCGAGUAGGCAGAGUCUGUCCUAACACGGUUGCAAAGUAGUGUCUUGCAAAAGCAUGACUGAACUGUGCGUGGUUCAGGAACAGCCUCAAAACCUGUGGUUUCAAAUCUGGCUCAGUGCAGUAAAGACAGCAGUGCUUGCUGGGGUGCUGCCCUGCAUCUUGGCUCUGCUGGCGUUUGUAGAUGGCUCAAACACAUCACCUGUGGCUGAUCCUGAUGUACUUGAAGGCUCACCUUCAGCAGAGCUGCCCUUACACUUGCUCACCAAAGCUGGGGCUGUCUGUACAGACCUGUUUACUGGCAGGCAUGGUCUGCACAGCAGCUGAAACCAAGCUGCUGAAGAACUGGCCUGAGAAGCACACACCUGCCUCAGCUGAGAGAACAGACGCCUUGCUGUCACCUGGGUACGAGCAUCUGAGGGUUUUAACCAUGACUGGCUUGAAAGGAUGAUGUUAACCUGCACUCAGGGCCAGUCUGCUCUGUUUAGAGCAAGAGCGAGAGGUUACCAUGUUGUUUUAUCUAUUUAACUCUUUUUAUAUAAAUCUAUUGUACCAACCAUUCUUCCUGUUAUUUAUCUGGGGACCUUCACCAAGUACCUGCCACCAAGUAACUUCAAGUGCUGUAAUGAAUAAAUGACUGAAACUGA
Prinia subflava (tawny-flanked prinia) is the source of this 2519-nucleotide messenger RNA. RefSeq names its product hydroxysteroid 17-beta dehydrogenase 7 (gene HSD17B7). Bases 644 to 1651 code for a protein of 335 amino acids. Gene Ontology annotation, cellular component: endoplasmic reticulum membrane. The record is from RefSeq and is a predicted model, not a curated record. Gene Ontology annotation, biological process: cholesterol biosynthetic process. Gene Ontology annotation, molecular function: 3-beta-hydroxysteroid 3-dehydrogenase (NADP+) activity; estradiol 17-beta-dehydrogenase [NAD(P)+] activity; 5-alpha-androstane-3-beta,17-beta-diol dehydrogenase (NADP+) activity. Lineage: Eukaryota; Metazoa; Chordata; Aves; Passeriformes; Cisticolidae. The transcript has 9 exons.